AUGCCCCUGAUGAUGUGGGUUGGGGGGCAGGUCCACAAGUUGCUGCUGGUGUCCCCGUUAUUGACCCAACCCUUAACUGGCUCCAGGAAAGCAAUUGAUCUCCAUCCCCAGAGCAUUUUUUCCGGCACCUCCUUGGAUGAAGACAAUGAAGAUCCACAACAUCAAACCCAAUCGGACGUAGAGCGAUUGCCGGAUGCCCCCACAUUUGAUUGGGGGGCCAACCCACCCGCAGAAGCGCAAAACAAUGCCCAGCAUUGGAUGGCCACCGAUGAGGAGAAGUGGGGUCUCACUGUCAUGUUUUUUGUUCACUCGCUCGGCAAGACAACUGCCGAGCAUGUGGAUAAUGGGGCAUUGCCCACCCUUGCCACCUCAACCAGAAAAUUUGCUUUUUCCAAUCAUGUCAAGGGUGCCAUGCGGAACAUGCUGCGUCAGAUCUUGACCAAGGGGAACGUAGAGGCCUACACUCGCACUAUGACACUAGCAGAAUUGAUGCCAAUCCGCCGAACCCCUUUACUAAUGCUUAAGGCCAGUAUGAUGUCUUCUCCUUAG
Puccinia graminis f. sp. tritici CRL 75-36-700-3 is the source of this 549-nucleotide messenger RNA. RefSeq lists its product as uncharacterized. The transcript is spliced from 3 exons. Bases 1 to 549 code for a protein of 182 amino acids. Lineage: Eukaryota; Fungi; Basidiomycota; Pucciniomycetes; Pucciniales; Pucciniaceae. The record is from RefSeq and is a predicted model, not a curated record.